Humulus lupulus (European hop) is the source of this 1590-nucleotide messenger RNA. RefSeq lists its product as uncharacterized. NCBI's taxonomy places the organism in Eukaryota, Viridiplantae, Streptophyta, Magnoliopsida, Rosales, Cannabaceae. The transcript has 5 exons. The record is from RefSeq and is a predicted model, not a curated record. The annotation marks the transcript as partial.
AUGGGUUAUCCUAAGGGCACUAUUGUUGUAGAUAACACCGCAACCUUUUUAGGCGAAGAGUUGGAACGAUCAAGAGCUCCCGACCUCCGCACAGCAUUCCAGGGGGGAAGAACCAGCUUGGGUUCUGCCAUAAAGAAGCCCCGGUUUGCAAAGAAAAUGCUUCCUGCGGCAGGAAACACCUGCAAAUCUCUUGCUAAGGGGAAAAUUACGAGCUCAACAGCUCCAACUUCCAUCGUGAAAGAGCAAAGGAUUCCUCCUCCUCCGCCUCCUCCUCGAUUUCCACUUGCUCCUACUCGGGAUCAAGUUAUACAAGUUGACCCCCCAACUCCUUUUGUCCCCACCACUACUGUGCGUAUCCCAAUCAAUCCUCAGGAUCUGGAGAAGAUCCCCGAUACUUUUCGGGGAACUCUCUACGAGACAGGGAACCACAUGGUGGAGCACGUAUAUAAAGCCAACCCGAGGGAUUUGAGGACGCUAGAAGAGAGGAGCCCAGAGAACGUCCUAGAGUACGCCUUGGGGAUGACUCUCAAAGUAAGAUAUCGUUCCUUAGUGAAUUUCUUCUUUUCAUUUUGCCCAACAAGUGUUGUUGUGUCUAUUUUGCAGGAAUUUGAGGAUGUGUUUCCUGAGAAAGUACCACAUGGUUUGCCACCUGUUCGAGGAAUAGAACAUCAAAUUGAUUUUGUUCCAGGUGCUUCCAUCCCAAACCGACCAGCCUACAGAAGUAAUCCUGAUGAAACAAAGGAAUUGCAAAGGCAAAUUGAAGAAUUGAUGGAGAAAGGGCAUGUGAGAGAAAGCAUGAGCCCUUGUGCUGUUCCAGUGAUUCUAGUUCCCAAGAAGGAUGGAACAUGGAGGAUGUGUGUCGACUGUCGAGCCAUCAACAAUAUAACGGUAAAAUAUCGACAUCCCAUUCCUCGUUUAGAUGACAUGUUAGAUGAAUUGCAUGGUUCUUGUGUGUUUUCCAAAAUUGAUCUUAAAAGUGGGUAUCAUCAGAUACGUAUGAAAGAAGGGGAUGAGUGGAAAACUGCUUUUAAAACUAAACAUGGAUUGUAUGAUUGGUUAGUCAUGCCUUUUGGACUAACUAAUGCACCUAGCACUUUCAUGCGCUUAAUGAAUCAUGUAUUGCGUGCUUUCAUUGGAAAAUUUGUGGUUGUUGCUACAGGUAUUCAGGUGGAUGAAGAAAAGAUCAAAGCCAUCCAAGAGUGGCCGACCCCUACAACUAUAGGCCAACACAAGCUCAACAAGAGACAUGCGAGAUGGGUUGAGUUCAUUGAGACAUUUCCUUAUGUCAUUCGCUAUAAACAAGGUAAGGAGAAUGUGGUUGCUGAUGCCCUUUCUCGCAGGUAUGCCCUAAUCUCUACUCUUGAUGCUAAAUUUCUUGGGUUUGAACACAUAAAGGAGUUGUAUUCUACUGACCAUGAUUUUGGGGAAACAUAUGCUGUUUGUGAAAAGUCUGCUGACGGAAAAUUUUAUAGGCAUGAGGGUUUCUUGUUUAGGGAGCAUAGGUUGUGUGUACCCAAUUGUUCUGUGAGAGAUUUGCUAGUUAAAGAGUCCCACGGGGGAGGGUUGAUGAGACAUUUUGGAGUUGCUAAG